AUGGAAGAUGAUUCUGAGGAAGAGAGGGAGGAGGAGAGAAAGUGGGUGGCGCGUGUCCUGCAGUUUGGCCGCUACACGACGGCCAAACUGCUGGCACGCGGUGGAAUGGGCGCUGCCUUCCGAGUCACAGUGCGUGACCGGUCGGCAAGAGCUUUGAAGCUGGCAUUGCCAAUGGCCAGCGGAGAAGGUGAUGUCUUUCUGAAGGAGGCCAGGGCCAGCCAGGGCAUCAGGUUCAUCGAGAUGGAGCUUUUGGAUGGCGAUCUCCAUACAGAGAUCAGGAAGCACCGCUUGGGCCACUUGCCGCCGGAGAUGUGCGGGAAAUUCCUGAAGCACAUCACGUCCGGUUUGAUGCACCUUCACAGCAAACGGUUGAUACACCGGGACAUCAAACCCGGCAACAUCUUUGUGAGCGGCAGCAUCGCAAAGAUUGGGGACUUCGGACUGACAGUGGAGAUGGGGCCGAAGGUGACGGUGUGCGGAACACCUUUACCCUAUGACAUCUGGUAUUCGGUGGUUCCUAUGAGCUUCAGAGCCGACAUUUGGGGCCUGGGAUGCGUGCUGUAUGAGAUGAUGUCCGGAGAGCUGUUGUUCGAGGACCUGCCGACAGAGGAUGCCGUAGUUCCUUCGAUUAACUGGAAGACCCGCCGCAAAAAGGCAAAGGCUAAGAAAAAGGCGGAGGGUGGCAGUGGCAAGGUGACAGUGACGAAAGCGAAGACGGAGGACGACGAUGGCAGUGAGGAAACAAAUUUGGACCAUGACAAUGGAGACGAGAACCUCUAUUUGGAGCUGAACAAGUUGGUUACCCGCGCCGUUGGAAAAGAUGACAGGCAGAAGCGUGCGCGGCGAUUUGAAGGGGUUGCUUGUGCUGCAUCCAAACAGUUUUGUCGCUAUUGUCGUCAUCAUUGCUGUCGUUGGCAUUGGUCAUUAUUGAAUCAAAUUUAA
Cladocopium goreaui is the source of this 942-nucleotide messenger RNA. The record is from the annotation of a GenBank genome assembly. NCBI's taxonomy places the organism in Eukaryota, Dinophyceae, Suessiales, Symbiodiniaceae.